Neospora caninum is the source of this 1416-nucleotide messenger RNA. Its product is annotated as protein disulfide isomerase. The transcript is spliced from 3 exons. NCBI's taxonomy places the organism in Eukaryota, Apicomplexa, Conoidasida, Eucoccidiorida, Sarcocystidae. The record is from RefSeq and is a predicted model, not a curated record. Gene Ontology annotation, molecular function: protein disulfide isomerase activity. Gene Ontology annotation, biological process: protein folding; response to endoplasmic reticulum stress. Gene Ontology annotation, cellular component: endoplasmic reticulum. The coding region runs from base 1 to 1416 and encodes 471 amino acids.
AUGCGAGCCGGGUUUUCGUUCGUUCUUUUGGCAGUUGGCCUUUUGGCCACUGCGUCGGUGUACUGCGCAGCGGAGGAAGAGGCUGUGACUGUUUUGACAGCCUCCAACUUCGAUGACACUCUGAAGAACACGGAGAUUGUCCUGGUCAAGUUUUACGCGCCCUGGUGCGGUCACUGCAAGCGCAUGGCGCCUGAGUACGAGAAGGCUGCAAAGAUCCUCAAGGAGAAGGGUUCCAAGAUCAUGCUGGCGAAGGUCGACGCGACCAGCGAGACAGACAUUGCCGACAAGCAGGGUGUCCGGGAAUACCCCACUCUGACUCUCUUCCGCAACCAGAAGCCUGAGAAGUUCACUGGCGGCCGCACGGCGGAAGCCAUCGUUGAGUGGAUCGAGAAGAUGACAGGACCCGCGGUGACUGAAGUGGAAGGCAAGCCUGAGGAACAGGUGACGAAGGAGUCACCUAUUGCCUUCGUUGCUGAGCUCUCAUCUAAGGACAGCGACAUGGCGAAGCUGUUCGAAGAUGUCGCCAACGAGUCCCGUCAGCUCGGAAAGUUCCUGGCCAAGUACGGCGUCUCCGACGAGAAGAUCUACUCCCUGCGCUACGAGGAGGGCACUGAGCCGUUCACAGGCAAGACCAAAGAUGAGCUGAAGAAGUUUGUUGACACUGAAUCCUUCCCUCUUCUUGGGCCCAUCAACGCGGAGAACUUCAGAAAAUACAUCGACCGUGACUUGGACCUUGUCUGGCUCUGCGGUACCGAGAAGGACUUCGAUGAGGCCAAGGCCGCUGUCCGUGAAGCUGCGAAGAAGCUCCGAGACACCCGCUCCUUCGUGUGGCUGGACACUGACCAGUUCAAGGGCCACGCUGAGAACGCUCUGGGCAUCACCGAGUUCCCGGGCCUUGUGUUCCAGUCGAAGAAGGGACGGUUCGUGCUUCCUGAGGCGACUUCUUCCCUGAAGGACGCAGCUAAGAUCAGCAAGUUCUUCGAGGAUGUUGAUGCCGGGAAGAUCGAGCGCUCCCUUAAGUCGGAGCCCGUCCCCGAGAAACAAGACGAAGCCGUCAAGGUUGUCGUCGGAAAGAACUUCGAAGAGAUGGUCAUUCAGAAAGACAAGGAUGUCAUGCUGGAGAUCUACGCUCCGUGGUGCGGCUACUGCAAGAGCUUCGAGCCCAUCUACAAGGAAUUCGCUGAGAAAUACAAGGAUGUUGACCACCUCGUUGUUGCCAAGAUGGACGGCACAGCGAACGAAGCUCCCCUGGAGGAGUUCAGCUGGUCAAGCUUCCCGAGCAUCUUUUUCGUGAAGGCUGGUGAGAAGACCCCCAUGAAGUUCGAAGGCUCGCGGACUGUCGAAGGUUUGACUGAGUUCAUCAACAAGCACGGCUCCAAGCCUCUCAAGAAGGACGACAAGGGUGAAGAAUUGUAA